Messenger RNA from Wickerhamiella sorbophila, 1686 nucleotides. RefSeq names its product Purine-cytosine permease FCY21. Gene Ontology annotation, biological process: transmembrane transport; cytosine transport. The record is from RefSeq and is a predicted model, not a curated record. Gene Ontology annotation, molecular function: nucleobase transmembrane transporter activity. The transcript has a single exon. Gene Ontology annotation, cellular component: fungal-type vacuole membrane; plasma membrane. NCBI's taxonomy places the organism in Eukaryota, Fungi, Ascomycota, Dipodascomycetes, Dipodascales, Trichomonascaceae. The coding region runs from base 1 to 1686 and encodes 561 amino acids.
AUGAAUCUCGGUGUCGGAGAUUUUGAGAAGGGAUCUGCUGUUGACUCUCACCUAGAGGCCGACGACCACGCUACAGGUCACGGCCACCAUCACCCGGACUGGGUCGACGACUCCCACGCCCAGCUCGCCUUCUUCCAUCGUUUCAAUAGAUGGAUGGAGAAGAUGGGAGGUGAGACUCGCGGUAUCGAGCGGGUACCAGAAGAUGAACGCUUUGACGACUCCUACUGGAACUCAGCUUCAAUGUGGCUGGGAGGUAACCUAGUCAUUGCCGCUUUCAGUUUAGGUGGUAUUGGCAUCACUGCCUUCGGCCUUGUCUUCUGGGACUCUGUUCUUGUUAUCAUUUUUUUUUCCUUACUCGGAGGUCUACUCGUUGCCUACCUGUCAACCUUUGGCCCACCCACUGGUAUGCGCCAGAUGGUUUUAAGUCGUUACUGGUUUGGCUUCCAAGGUGUGCGUAUUGCUGCAUUGAUCAACUGUAUCGCAGCUGUCGGUUGGGGUGCCGUUAACACCAUGGCGUCUGCAAACGUGUUACACCAGAUCAACAACGGUGCUCUACCUAAUUUUGCAGGUAUUCUGAUCAUUGCUUUAGCAUCUCUCGCUAUCUCGCUUUUCGGCUAUAAAGUCGUGCACUACUACGAGAAGAUAGCGUGGAUCCCCAACUUUGCCGUCUUCCUGGUCAUUGCGUCUCGCAUGGGUAUGUCGGGUAAGUUCACAUUCGGUCAUAUGGGCAGUGGAUCAGUUGAAGCUGCAAACUGUUUGUCAUUUGGUACUGCUAUUUUCGGGUUCGCUGCUGGCUGGUCUCCUUAUGCUUCUGACUACACUGCCUAUAAGCCCGCUGACACUAACCGUUUCAAGUGUUUCUUGUGGGUUUUUAUCGGUGAGGCUACUCCCGUAAUGUUUGCUUGUAUUCUUGGUGCUGCCGUAUCUACUGGUACUAUUAGCGACCCGCACUGGGCUGCAGUUUCCAAUGCCGACAGCACCGGUGGUUUGUUGCGUUUGGUUUUAGUCGACAACUCGUUGCACGGAUUUGGCGAGUUCUGCAUGGUGGUUUUAUCCUUAUCCACAAUCGCCAACAACAUUCCCAACCUUUACACGUUUGCUUUGUCCGCUCAGUCCAUCUGUUCAUGGUUCCGGUAUAUCCCUCACUAUAUCUGGGUGAUUGUCUGCACCGGUAUCUCUAUUGCCAUUGCUAUUCCUGGUAUCACCUCAUUCGAGUCGUUCCUUGGUGAUUUCAUGAAUAUCAUUGGUUACUGGGUUGCCUUCUAUGGCGGUAUUGGUAUUGCAGAGCACUUCAUUUACCGUCGUGGCAUGAAGGGCUACAACCUCAAGGUAUACAACGACCCAAAGAAGAUAGGUGUCGGUUACUCUGCGGUGUUUGCUGGUGGCUGUGGUAUCAUGGGUGCUGUUCUAGGAAUGGCCCAGCCAUGGUAUGUUGGUGAAAUUUCAAGGCACAUCGGUGACCCUAAAUACGGCGGCGAUAUCGGUUUUAUCCUUGCGUUCUCUUUUGCCUUUACUGCGUUGGCUUUGACUCGUUGGAUUGAAAUCAAGUACGAUGGAGGCUGGUCGUAUCCUUCCUUACAUCCUCCAGAGGAAGAGGACAUUGCACACUCUGAGCACAAUAUCGGCAAAGCUGCCCGCAUCGGAUUUGACUCUGCGUCGGGCGAUGACUCUGUCUCUGUGGUUUGA